AAGCCCCAUUUUUCUCUUCUCUUUCUCUUUCUUCCUCUUCUCUCUUUAUCUUUGCGUCACUGUGAUGCCUCUUCCUCUCCUUUCUUCCUUCCUUCCUCCCGGCGACGAGGGAGCUUCGAUAAGUCUCCUGAUCUUCUCCAACAAUAACAGCGGCGAAACUUGGCGUCUUGACCAUCGAUGGCGGCACGUGAGAAAGGACCGAUAAGAGGUCGUCCGGCGACGCCGGUGGAGACAGAGGUUGUGGCUUUGCUGCAACAAUGGACGACGUCGCUGAAAACAGCGAGGGAGCCAAAAACUUCUCGAGUUUGUGACUUUGCGCGUUCCCACGAGCUCGCUUUUCAUCACAAUAUUUGUGUAAAUAUUAUUAUUGUCGCUACAUUUGUGGUAAUAUUUUUUGUUUUAAUAAUAUUCAUGUAAAUCCCUCUAGGAACAAAUCAUAGGGCUUAUUUUUGUGGGAAAGAUGAAACUGACUAUGGAUUAAGAUGGAUAAGUGUUUCACGAAGGAGAUGAGAGGGAUUGAGGUUUAAGGUGGCAAGAUAGGGUGGAAAGAAGAAUAAGGAAGGAAAUGGUUUAAUCCUUUCUCAUUGAAUUUUUUGUCAUUUUUUUAACUUUUUCAGUUUUUUGUUAAUAAAUCACAUGGACGAUAUCUCAGAACUGGAUGUUGAGUAAAAAAUGAAAGUAUUUCUUGGCCAUCAAUUCAAAAUACAUGCCAAAUCUGUCUAUUUCUUUCAAGAUAUGGCAAAAAGUUGAUAUCAAAGUUCAAGCCAAAUUUAUGUUUUACUUCAAAGUUCGUGCCAAAUAGAGUAUUUGUUUCUAACCUCUACCACAAUAUUAUAUGUGGUAAAAAAUACCUUAAUUAACAUUUUUUUCUCAAAAUAUACUAAAGUUGAUAUCAUUUCGUAGAACAUAAUUAAUAUGAACUAUUAUGAUUUUUUUAAAAAUAGUUAAAAUAUCGUCUUGAAAUUGGAGAAUUAAUUAUCAUUUUCAAUUUUUUUUUGUUUUUUGUUUUUGCAAGUGAAAAUGGAGUCUGAAAACAUGUUUAGUUAUAUUUUUAUUUAUUGUUAUGUCAAUAUGAGUUGGCAACACAACAUAAAUUAACUAAAUUAUGUGAAAUCACUUUAAGUAGCUUCCUUGUUUUUUUUAUAACCAUAAAUAACUUGUAUUACCAAGAAUAAUAGAUCGAACGAAUACAACUCCAUAUGGUGCCAAGCACAAAAAUCAAAACCAUGUACAUCACUAGAUGACAAUGUGAGAUCUUUUCGUGUCACCAAAUGGGUCACUCUAUUAUUUUGUCUUCCAAUGAACUGUACUACCACCCCUGGAUAUUCUUGCCUCAACGCCAAAAAUUCACGCAGAAUGGCCUCACCAUUAGCAUCACUCUCAGCAUUGACUUUGUCGAUAAUCACCUUAGCAUCUCCACAAAUUAACACCGAAGUGAAGCCUUUAUCCACGCACCAAUAGAAGGCUUCCCGCAAGGCCACCAACUUCAUCAAAGCGCGUUCAUAAAUCCCUUGAAGUCACUUCCCCUUAGCCAAAAUCACCACACCUGAGGCAUCCUGAAUGACCCACCCGACAGUCGCAUGGGAACCCCUGCAUAAGGCUCCAUCGAAAGAACAAACCAUCCCAUCAGGCGAAGCCAUAUUGAUUGGCACAUCAACCUGAUCCUAACUACCACGAGUUUCCUGGACCACCCUUGAUGCAACACCCAGCCAUUCCUGAAUCUGAUGAUUAAGCUGAUGAUGCAAUUCCACCAACUGGACUUGGUUGAAUUCAAAGACGACCCCAUUUUGAGCUUUCCAUACAUGCCACAAAACUGUCACAAUCUUACAGAUCAACUAGAUCAAAGAAGAUCUCUCGAACAUUCGACGCAAGAAAAAGACAAAAUUAGUGGAAUCCAUCAAGUAACGCCUCUGUAGUUGGCAGGAUAAGGGUAAGGAUAUGCCAAAUAAAGAACUCUAACUUAGGCGGAAUAUCAAGCGAUCAAAUACUCUUACAAAACCCACGAUCCAUCCGUCUCACUUUUCUAGUGCACGAUUCUGAUCGAAGGAAAAAUGGUAAUCGGACUUCACCGAAUAAACCCCUAAAGGGUCAUGCAACUAAACUAACCUAUCCUCUACUGCUAUGCGAAUCAGAGGGAUGCUUGGUGUGAUGUUUGUGUGGUUGCUUGUUAAACUGCCAUCAGGACGACCAAUUGGGCUAUGUUCGACCAGAACCGAGAUCCAAAGCAGUCUUUCAGAAAGCUGAUUGUCUGGCUGCUAGAGAGAGUGAGAAAUGCAGAGGGGAAGGGGGCGGGAGAAGAAGGGGGAGGGAGCAGGGAAAGUGGAGACUGGGGAGAGAGGAAAGUGGAUGAUGUGUGUCUGUGGGGACUAGAUAUGACUUUUUUAUGAGAGGUAAGGUUUGCAGCCAUUAAAAUUUUAAAUUACUUCAUGUUUGUACCAUCUAGCUUAGGACACAAACAAUGAUUCGUUGUUGAUAUGAGACUUGACUUACGAUACGCUUGUUUGAUCUCUUCGGGAGAAAGAGAAACUAUGAAAAGACGUAGAUGCCUCCCGCAUUAUACUCCAACGAUCAAGUCAAUAUAUUGUAGAGAGAUAUGCGAGAAAGUCUAGAGAUAGAUGAUUCGGGCCCAAAUGUACACAUUUUACCCCUCAUUUCUUAUUCGUUUGGCUUAGUAUUUCAUCAUUCCUUGACAUAUUUCAUGCUAGAUUAUGCUUGUUUUGAUACAUUUCAGGUCCUAGCACGGGUGGAAGGGUCAAGGACGAGUUUUGGGAUAAUUGGAGGUAAAAAAGCGCAAAAACUGAAGAAAAGUCCGAAAUCACCAUGACAAUUGCCCCGUAAUAGUGAAUUGAAGGCGCCCACGAAAUAGUCGUAGGUCACGACCGGACAAGGUAGUCCACGGUCUCCUAAGAUCGUGAACAUGGACCACAAACCGUGAACAUCGAGCAGUCCAACGAGGUUCCAGAAGUUACUGACGACAAGGCAGUUCACGGUCCACGGUCUCUAAGACCGUGAACUAGGGCCAUUGACCGUGAACCCAGGAGAGUGAAACAGUGCGUUUUGGACGACACUGAGUUCACGGACGCGUUUAGGUGUUUAUGCCAUGAACUGGCCAACGCGUCCAUGAACUGGUCACUUUCGGGCCAAUAUGAAGACAUCAUCGGGGAGUGAGAAAAGGGAGAGCUAGUUUUUGGAGAAGAAUUGGUUUCUCUCUCUAGGGUUUGCCCAAAAACACCAAAGGGGAGUUCUAGUGUGAGAGAGAGAGAGAGAGAGUGCUAGAGUGAUCUUGGAGCAUCAUUGGAGGCUUGGGUGGAGAUUCAAGCCUAGAAGAAGAAGAUCUUGAGCUCAAAUUUGUAAUCUCUCUCUCUCUCUCUCUCUCUCUCUCUAGAAACUCACUCUUUUCUCUUGGGUGUUGUAGAUCCCUAACUAAUACUUUAUAAUUACUUGUUUAGAUUGAAUGAUUGUCAUUGGGUAUUGUUUAAUUCAAUGAUUAAGGUAGUAUUCAUGUUGAUUGUGCAUGCUUGUGCUUAGCAACCUAAGGAUUGUGCAUGCUUGUGCUUAACAUCCUUAGGUUUGUGCAUGUUGGUGCUUAGCAAUCUAAUUAGCCACUUUAACCUAGAUUAGAGAGGAAAAUCCCCCUUUCAAGGGAGACUCAAUCGAGUUGGUUUUCAUUUAGCUUUUUAAGUCACCUAACUAGGUUAAUUUAGGGCAAACCUCAAUGUUGAAUUAAGCAAAUUGGUUAAGCGCGAUCAAGUCGUCCAACCCUUGAGUUGAGUGAGGGAGUAACUCAACCACUGAUUGCCUAAACCGAGAGGGCCGAGUGACACGAACUAUAAUGUAUACCUCGGUAGCAAUCGAGAGUUUGGUCUACGACCAUAUUUGCAUCCCUUUGCGGUUCGCGGUCACCUUGCCCAUAACCAUCGUUGCAAUCCAACGAGUCUUGGUAGCUAGUUAGGGGGAAGCAACUCCUGGGUGAAGCUCCCUUAGUUCGAAUUUUCCUUUAUUUACUUUUCUUUGCUUGUUUAGUUUGUAGUUCCAUUAGUUAUAAACCCAAAAGUUGUUUGCUAGAUAAUAACCUAAGAGAUUGAAGUAGGGGUACAUGGAUCGGCCCGGGUCGACAAUUUAAAUACUUGCUCUAUACUGCACCCGACUAGAGUUUAAAAACUUGGACUCUAGUCGGGAUUAAUUUGUGGUGUAGUUUCGUGCGAGUCAAUAGAACCCCAAAGUGUAAAGUGAGGGUAGAGAAGUUGAUUCCCCUUCCUUGGAGGGAGCCCUUAUAUAGUUGUAGCGGGCGUCAAGUUCCUCGGGUAGGCGGUUACGUGUUACUGUGGGGUGCCACCGGUUGAACGUCACUGUUAUGCGACAUGUUGGGCUUCACGGUUGACACCCAUAGUUGGUGUGCGCAUCACUACUUAGUCACUAGUAACAUCUAUAGUUGGAUGCACCAUUACGUAGUAUGUGUGCGACAGAUUAAUCAACUUUCAGCUGGUGCGCAACUACUUAGUCUGUUCAUGGAAUGGAAGGUUAAGUCACACCCCCAACACUACCUUAUAUGUAUAUAUAUUUAGAAAAUGGAUAAAACGACUCAAAUAGAUUAUACCCCAAUUAUACCAUUAAAGUUUAAGCCGCUUACGAGACCGGCUCAACGAAUUAAACCGGUUUGACAACCUUGGCAAUAGUGGGAAUUUGUAAUCGGGUGUGUUCUAGAUUACGACAACAAAAAUAACAAUAUUUGUACACAAUUUAUAUUAUUCGACUGUUGUGUUUCAUGUUUACGGUCUUACCUUGUCUACCAAUAACGAUAAAGAGUUUUGUGGCACACACUAACCCUGCAUAUUAUAUAAAUAAUUAGUUUUUUUUUCAAAAUGAGUUUCUAAUUGCUUAUUCUGAAUUUACUAAUUCCAAAUUUAGUAUCGAAUUUUCGAUGCUCAAUCGAAAAUCUGUCGACGAACUACGAAACAUUAUCGAGAAUCAAUUAAAUAUUAAUAAAAUUAAUUUUUAUAUAUUUUUAUUUAUAAAUCGCAACUUUAAGUGAAAUCCCGGUAUUGCUUCGUAGGUUCCGGAUCUGCUUCUCAUUAUGUGCGCGCUCAAAUGGAUAUUGCGUCAGAUGCGAGGAAGGUAAAGUAAUAUUAGGAAGCGGAAUUACGACAGAGGAAGGCGGAAAGAGAUGGACAUGAAAGUUGAAGAAAAUUCACUAGAAAGAAUCUAAUCUCUCACUAGUGUACAGUUUGGCACAGCUCAACUCUUAACCAAGACAAUCUUCCUCUACAGCAAUCGUAUCUUUAAGCUAAGUCAAGCUCAAGUUGACCCUUUAGCUCUCCCAAAAAGAAGAGAACCGAAAGUCUCUCAUUUCUCCCACCAACCGCCUAAGCCCUCUACGGCUCUACCGAACAGAAAGAGGGUUUGGUCACAAGUCAUCUCUCAAUCUUCCCUCUCAGAUCCGAAGCAAUUCCCAACUCAACGACCCAGUUGUUAUUGAACUAUACAGUGAACUGGGUCUUUGAUUUUUAUCGAGCUGGUCAACGAGUUCACCGCUCAGAUUCCCAUGGUUCGAUUUUGUCCAGGUAAGUUGCUCUAUUCGUUGUUUGGCUUGACUGGGUUUUGCGGGAUUUAGCAGUCGUCAAUGUAUGGUGUGAUAGUGUUGAACUGUAUUGCUUGUCUUUCCAUCCUCUUCGAUUUUUCUUUACUUCUUUUAGAGAAUUGAAAUGCGGGUUUGGAUGGCCAGGCAAGUAAUUGAUGGCUUUGGUAGCUUUGGUAGCCUUAAAUUUUGGCUGCCCGGGACGAUGAUCCCGAAGAUAUUAAAUAUAUGAAAAUUCGUUUUAUGUUGGCACUCGAUUUGUAUUUAGUGAUGGUUGAUGAUGCACCAAUCACGAGCGUGUUAAUUUUAUCAUUAUCUGUUUUUCCAAGGUUGAUCACUGCUCCUUUGGCCAUUCUUAAUUAUUAGAUUUUGUUGUGAAAUAUGUGCGGUUGGGUUCAUUUGGAUUUCCUUUGGAUCUCCAUAGGUUGUUGCAUUAUGUUAAUCGCAGCAUUGUCUUGAAGAUAAGAAGUGGUGGAAAGAGAUAGUUAACAAGAUGAGGAUGAGGAACAAAUGCAGGAAACCAACUUCUGUUGCUUUCCCUUGCAAUGCAGGAGGGAGCAGAUGCUCAUUAUCAGUCCUGGUUUGGAGUUUAGUUGGGUUGCUUCUUUUCCUUCAUCUCUACUCCUCGCUUAUGGCCCGCAACAAUGGUGGUGGUAAAGUUGCACAUGUCCAAUUCCGUGCAAUUCAUCACAAGCUCUUCCGUGAACUUGAGGAAGUGGAAGAAGAGAAUAUACAGAUUCCUCCACCAAGGGGGAAGAGAUCCCCACGGGCUACAAAACGAAGGCCUAAUAAAAAGACAACCACCCUGAUUGAUGAGUUCCUAGAUGAAAACUCCCAACUCCGACAUGUAUUUUUCCCAGGGAUGAAGACUGCUGUGGAUCCUAUGAAGGAUAAUGGCAAUGCGAGCUCGUCCUAUUAUUAUCCUGGGAGGAUUUGGUUGGAUACUGAAGGAAAUCCUAUUCAAGCUCAUGGAGGAGGCAUUUUAUAUGACGAGAGAUCAAACACACAUUAUUGGUAUGGAGAGUAUAAAGAGGGACCCACCUACCAUGCUCACAAAAAAGGAGCCGCCCGGGUUGAUAUCAUUGGAGUUGGCUGUUACUCUUCUAAGGACCUAUGGACAUGGAAGAAUGAGGGCAUUGUACUGCAAGGAGAAGAGACCGAUGAAACCCAUGACCUCUUCAAGGCAAAUGUACUGGAGAGGCCUAAAGUAAUCUACAACGGGAGAACUGGGAAAUACGUUAUGUGGAUGCAUGUCGAUGAUGCCAACUAUACCAAAGCUUCAGUCGGCAUUGCUGUGAGCGAUUAUCCUACUGGUCCUUUUGACUAUCUAGGCAGCAAAAGACCCCAUGGCUAUGACAGCAGAGACAUGACUUUGUUUAAAGACGAUGAUGGCGUAGCAUAUCUUGUGUAUUCUUCCGACGACAACAGCGAACUUCACAUAGGCCCACUUGCAGCAGAUUAUCUCGACGUUACCCCUGUGGUGAGAAGGAUCCUCAUCGGCCAGCACAGGGAAGCUCCAGCACUGUUUAAGCAUGAGGGAACUUACUACAUGAUCACCUCAGGGUGUACUGGCUGGGCUCCAAAUGAGGCUCUGGCACAUGCAGCUGAGUCCAUGAUGGGCCCUUGGGAAACCAUGGGUAACCCAUGCGUUGGUGGGAACAAACUGUUCCGCCUUGCGACAUUCUUUUCUCAAAGCACGUUCGUGAUUCCGAUAAGGGGGCUUCCCGGUUCUUUCAUUUUCAUGGCGGAUAGGUGGAAUCCAGCUGAUCUAAGGGACUCCAGGUACGUGUGGCUACCCUUGAUAGUCGGAGGGCCUGCUGAUCAACCACUUGACUACAACUUUGGGUUCCCUUUGUGGUCGAGAGUGUCAAUCUAUUGGCACAGGAAGUGGCGACUGCCCACUGGUUUGAGUGAGUUGAAAUGACGGCCUUAAUACUUCCUCCUGUAUCAUAUCUACUGUUUGAUCUUGGGUUUUCUUCUUUCUGUCUAUUCAUUUUUUCCCCGUUCAACUGGGUUCACUGUUUUGUAACUUCUCAUAUCAGGAUCCUGCUUUAGUCAUAGAGAUAAAAUAACUCCCCCUGUUUAGAGAUCAUGUUAAUAGCAUUAGGGUGUAAGGCGAGAAACACCGUGGAGAAAUGCAUGAUGUAUGUAGCAGGGUACAGAUAAAUUUCAUGGUAUUUCUUUUUACCUGUGUUUGAGGGCCCUGGAUGCUGCGAAUUUGAGCAUGAUUGAUGACUGUGGUAUAUCUACUUGCUGGUUUUGCUCUCUUUAUGAAACCUGUAUCUGUGCUUGCUUUGUCUUCUAGCGACCCUUAAGUGAAGCCCCGACAUCGCAAACUAUGGAGCUGAAAAGGUUGGAUUUCUGAAGGGUUUGGGAUAUCUAGGAGGGUCUCUCUACUUUGAACCUCGGCGGAUACGGGUCAGUGAAUGAGGUUACCCUUUCCAGCCUUGCCCAGGUAGACAGACAGACACUGAGGUCGGCUUUCUUUUGCUUUCUUUCUCUGUUUCCGGAAAGAGAGGCUUUUCCAGACAUCCUUUUGACUGAUAAUAGCCAUGUCAAAAGCGAGAUAGAGAAAGGAAGCUCAUUGUUGGUGCCUGGUGGUUGGUGCUAAUAGGCCUAAAUCACUGAGACUCUUCUCUGUAAGAUAUCAUUGCCUGUGUCUAAAGCCUUUUGGGAAGGAUUGGCAUGUUUGCGGAGAUUUGGAGGGCCAUGAUGAACAAGAGAACGAUUGGUAAAGUUGAUUAAAGAUGCCUUAAUUUG
Messenger RNA from Linum trigynum, 8335 nucleotides. NCBI's taxonomy places the organism in Eukaryota, Viridiplantae, Streptophyta, Magnoliopsida, Malpighiales, Linaceae. The record is from the annotation of a GenBank genome assembly.